UUUCGCUCAGUCGUGUUUUGAACGUCGCAGUGUCAGGACGCUGUCGCGCGCUCUCUGUUUCCCGCGAAAAUUUUACGUACGAUUUAAAAUCGCAAUAUUCUAAGAAAAGACGUUGAUAUCGCGUUCUGCUAUUGUUAAUGUUCAGUUGAUGUGUGGCGUUGAUUAAUUUGUUUGAAAUUGUACUGUGGUUUUAGAAUUGUGUGCUUCUAGCAACAGGAGCGGCUGAACGGAUUAAUUUCUUUUUCGUGUUACAUCUAUUUAAAAGUAAGUCGAGAGCAACCCGAUCUACUGGACGGCGACGUGUUUAUGCGAGAUCCGACCAGCAGCUGCUUCCUCGCGGGUCGCGUUUAUGCUAAUAUUGUACAAGUGACGUGUUCCACCACAUGUUAUCAGAGUCAAUUUAACAGUGAUCAGUGCUAGUGUUCAUGUGGGGUGAUAGCAGCUGAUCGCACUGGCUUGGUACGGGCCAGGGGGGGGCGCGAUGCAGGCGGGAGGCGGUUGGUUCCUGCCAUGGACCAUGGGCCUGCAGAAGUUUGCAGUCGCCCUGCCCAUGGGAGGGGUGGUACCACUAGUACCGCCUCUUUUGGCAGCAUUGCCACCAGCUCCGCCCCCGUUGAGGCUCAUCGCGCCUCCUCAGUUGCCUCAUCAGCAGCCUGGCAGAAAGGGAGAAAAAGACAGCGGGAAGAACUGCAUUCUAUCCUGCGAGAAGAGGAAAGCAGACGAUACUGACAUUAAUAAAGACUUGAAAAAGGCAAAGUUAGAAACAAAAGCUUUGAAAGCGAAAAGGCCGGGGUUCACAGAUGACCGGUACAACGAAACGUCUUAUUAUAUUGAAAAUGGCCUCAGGAAAGUGUACCCGUACUACUUCACGUUUACAACGUUCACCAAAGGAAGGUGGGUCGGUGAGAAAAUUCUCGACGUGUUUGCGCGGGAAUUCAGGGCCCACCCGGCAGCUGAGUACGAGCGGUGCAUCCGAGCGGGGACCCUCACCGUCAACUACGAGAGAGUGGACCCUGACUACAGAUUGAAGCACAAUGACCUCCUAGCAAACGUUGUUCAUAGGCACGAAGUACCGGUCACCAGCCAACCGAUCACCCUCGUUCAUAUCGACGAGGACAUUGUGGUUGUCAACAAACCGGCCUCUAUCCCCGUGCAUCCAUGUGGACGGUACAGGCACAACACAGUCGUUUUUAUUCUCGCAAAAGAGUACAACUUGAAAAACUUGAGGACCAUUCACAGACUCGACAGGUUGACGUCAGGUCUCCUACUAUUCGGGAGGAGUCCAAAGAAGGCGAGACAGAUGGAACACCAGAUCAGGAACAGACAAGUGCAGAAGGAAUAUGUCUGCAGAGUGGAUGGAGAGUUUCCUGAUGAAGAAAUCGAAUGCCAAGAGCCAAUAGAAGUGGUGAGCUACAAGAUCGGAGUAUGCAAGGUAUCAGCCAAGGGCAAGGACUGCUCGACAGUGUUCAAGAGGCUAGGCUACAACACAGCCAGCAACACCAGCGUGGUGCUCUGUAAACCGAAGACAGGAAGGAUGCACCAGAUCAGAGUGCACUUGCAGUAUUUGGGUUACCCAGUAGUCAACGAUCCUCUCUACAACCACCCCGUAUUUGGACCCCUUCGAGGAAAGGGGGGUGACACGGGUGGCAAGUCUGAUGAGCAGCUGGUCAGAGACCUGAUCGCCAUCCACAAUGCUGAGAACUGGCUCGGAGUAGACGCUGCUGAUGAUGAUCUGCUGUUCUCUAAACCAGUGUCUGAUGAUAAAGUUGGUGAGGAUGACUGCGACACUGGACCAGCCUCCAGGGAAUCGUCUCCAAGGCUCGAGUCUCCCGCUCCAGGAGUCACACCAUCCUCCAUCAUGACCCCAACGCUGCCCAGCCCGUCAAGUGGUGCUGAAGCUCCAUCGGAGGUGAACUCACCGGUGUGCACCCUGGCUCCAUCACCGGUCGCCUCUCCAUCCUUCAAUGAAGACUCUAAUGAUGCCAAGUCAGACAAGGUGACGGUGGCGACGCAAACAGGCUGCACUCCGGCGGCCUCAAGCCAGGCGGCUGGCCUGGCUAGCAGCUCGGCGAGUGGUUCCACCGACGCACUGUCCUCCGACCCUCACUGCUACGAGUGCCGCGUGAGGUACAGGGACCCCAGGCCCCGCGACCUCGUCAUGUAUCUACAUGCGUGGAAGUACAAGGGACCCGGCUGGGAGUACGAAACUGAGUUGCCACAAUGGGCGAGCAUCGACUGGGAGGAACCAGAAAGUUCAUAGUUACAGGAAUUGACACCACUGUGGAAGCGCCUCGCAUCAUCACUGUCUAUCAAGAAUUAUUAAAAUAGAUUGUUUCAUUAAAAUUGUACACUAUUGUUUUGUCAAUAAUUUGUUUAUUUUUAAAUAUUUUGUGGCCUAGUUAAAAGUAAAUACUGUAUUUCAUUGUAUUAUUUUUUCUUUUUGUACAAUUGCAUAUAAAAAUAUUAGUAGCGUAAAAAUCUUGGUAUGAAAAGUGAUCAAGUACCAAAUAGCGAGGCGCUAAAUUACUUGGCUGUUACUUUUACAGUGCUCUACGGUAAGUUUUGUAAUUUAACAUAAGUGAGAGUUAGUAUAAGAAUAAAGUUAUUUUAUCAACGUUGAAAAUCGCAGUUCAGUAAACAACAUUGAAUUAAAUUUUAGUCAACUUUAGAGCACAUUUCGAUUUUUCUCCUUAAAUGACAUUUUUUAUUUUUAUUCUUUCUUAGAUUUAUUUCAUUUUGUCACUUUAGUUCCUAUCGGCCUAAUUCGGUCAAGCUUUUAGUGACGUAGUUAUUGUAAGGGAAAUGUAACAAUUUGUAAUAUGUACCAUUAAAAUAGUUAUAUUGCUUAAACGAGGCAGGGUCAGAACCACAAUCAUAAAUGAAUUAUAUUAAAAUGAUAAUCAUUUUUAAUAAAAAAAAGAAACAAUGGGAUAGCUCUUCUAAUCUUACGACGGAAUUGGAAUUUGGCUCUUUUUUGAAUAGCCCGCCAAAUGUCAGUCGACGAAAUGACAGCGUCAUUUUUUAAAUUGUUAAAAUUCGAAUGUGACUAUCGAAUAAUCGUUUAGUCGAUUUUAAAACGUUUGAGAGUGAAACAAUUUCAUUUCAACUAAAUAUGAAUAUUGGACCACUGCGAUAUUUUCUUAUUAUCUUGAAAAAAAUAUAUUAAUAGGACCACUGUUUAAUAGAAAAGCUAUCUCUGUAAUAUUAGAUGCGUACGUUUUACAAUAAAUGCAUAGGUAAAUUAUUGAUAAAAUAAACAAUAAAAAAAUUAUAAUGUCGCAUUUUUGUAGAUGGUGUUUCUAGCAAAACCAUCAAUUUUGGCUUCCAUAGUUUUGAAGUAGUGAUUUAAAUAUUUGAUGAAAAAAAAAAAUAUAAUACUUACCGUAAAAUUUUGUACUUUACAUACAUCAGGAUAAUAUAAAAUUUUGAAUAUUCAUUACUGACGAUAGAGGGCAGUUGUGAUAUGCAUUUAAUGUAUCUUAUGUUAUAAUAACAUCGAUUAAAAGACAGCUUUCGUAACGGUUUUUUUAAACAUGACCAUAGAUUAAAGACAAUAUUGUAUUCCGCAAGUCAGUUCAAAGCAGCAGAUUCGAAAGACAUGUAAAAAAAUCGUUUGUUCUUUUUUCUUUUUAAGUUUUUCAUGUGUGUAGGGUUAAGUAAGAGGCGUACAAUACCCUUAGUAUAAGUUUGCUUUAAGUUUAGAGUAAUCGAAACGUGAGCGAGUUCGGCGGUCUGAUUGGUUAGUUCAUUUGCACCGGCCAAUCAGAGCGCCGAACGCGCUUUCGUUUCGAUCUCGUUAAACGUAAAUCAAACUCAUACUAAGGGUACAGUUUUGUUUUUUUUUAAACUGACAUGGUCACUAACACUAUCAUUAGAACUUAAGACGGGAUAUUUACCAUGUUUAUUUAUGUCUAUGAGUUUCCGAUAUUUCGGCACUGUUGCAAGCGCCAUGAUCACGGAUGAACUGACAUAAAUAAACAUGGUAGAUAUUCCGUCUUAAGUUCUAAUGGCAGUUUUGUUUUUAGUCAAAUUUUGAAAGAAAAGGUUUCUAUUCCUUUUUGUAUGUAUCCUUGCCAGAUCCAGUUUUUAUAUUUCUGUUUUAUUUAUAAAAUUGGAUUGUUUGAAAUUUUCUUAAAAAACGCGGGAACGUGUAUAAUCGUUUGUAUAUCUAUUAGUGUAUUGUAGUUUUAAAAAUGUAAAAGACAUUUUCUUGUGACUCUGUGGUUUUUAUGUGCGAUACUUUUUUAAUGUUGAAAAAAAUAAGUCAUGAAUAGCUAAGCUUAAAAAUCGAUUAAUCGGUUAAAAAACCUGUAAAAAUCGGUUCAAAUCGAUUAAUCGGUUAAAAAAUCUGUAAAAAUCGGUUCAAAUCGAUUAAUCGGUUAAAAAUCCUUAAAAAUCGGUUUUGUUGAUCAUCUUAUUUUAUAAAUAGUUGAAUAAAAGGUAUCGCAUGUAAAAUCGACUAUAAUUAUUAUAUUACUCUCACGAGCUUUUGUAAUAUUAGUUUGAUAUAUAAAAAAAUAUAUAUUUUUCUUAUUCUAACGUAGUGGUAGCGAGCGAUAUACAUUGUUUUUGUUAUUAUUGUGAAAUUGAUUAUGAUUCUGGAAUAAAAUUCGUUUCAUCUUUAAUACGAGUAACAAAAUUAUUAUUAUAACCCUCUUUUUUCGAAAUUCUCUCCGAUUUUCUGUUAAAUGUUAAAUGAAGCAAGUAUCUUUAUAAAUUGGGAAAAAUACUUAUUUUUUCUGUUAUACGGACCUUAUUCCAUGUCAUAACAAUUUCUCUGUUAUUGCUAUCGGCUAUACAUGUACAUACGCUGAUUGUUAUAGCUAAUCAUUCAAGCUAAAUCAUGCUGGCCAAUCAUAAUCUGUUUUGGGAACAAAACCAUUGAUUAAAUUAAGAAACGAAAUGUUUUUGAGUAUAAAAGGAAAAGUAUAUUAAAAAAAAAGUCAUACAAAAUACCUCUGUUUUAGUUCAAUAAUCCAAAUAUUUGUGUUUUAAUUUUUUUUAUAUAUUAUAAUAUAGAACAUUGUAAAAUACUGUAGUGUUUACAAAAUAAGAUAUUGUCUGUGGCAUAUCACCUAGGUACCACUCGAAAGUUGUUUAAUCUGUUGAUUAUAUUAAAAAAAUACUAAAAUUUUUGACUUUGGUAACUAUCAGACGAUCUCGAGACUACGGUUUGAGAUUAGACAGUGACACUAAAUAAGAUUAAUCUCAAUUUAAUCAACAGAUCAAACAAUUUUCAUCCAGAAAUAUAUUGUUGUAUUUUUAUAUAGUAUGUAAGACCCGUUCAUAUAUAAAUACAUUAUAAUAUGUACUACUGUUACACGUAAAGUGAAUUACAGAACGAUAAUUGAGCUUGAAGAAAGGCUGGCGAUGUAUUUGCGAUUUUUAAUUUCAAUUUUACGACACACUUGCGACUUUCUAAUCGCAACCACACGAAAAAAAAGUAACAAAGAAAAUUACCUUCGCUUUUUAGUGAAAACAAGAAUAAGUUGAAAAGAAACAUUUUAAAUUAUUUUCAUCGCGCUGUCGAUUAAUUUAUUUAUAAGAAAAAUUUUCAUGUGCCUUCUCAAAAUAAUGGUAAAAAAAGGUAAAGAUAAAAUUGUAAAAUGUUUUUAAUUACAGUUACAUAAUAAUUGUUACACUUUUUAACAUAAGUAGUGUUACAUUUGGCACUGUCGAGCUUUUUAUUGUUAAAUGUAGGUAGAGGACUGCGCGGGACAAGUGUCACACAGAAAAUAGAGAAUUGGAAUAAAUAGAAACAUUUGUAAAACAAAAAAAAAUAUUACACAUUAAAUAAAUCGAUUUAUUGGGCUAUUUGUGGCCUUUACUGAAAUUUUAAUGGCCUAUUAACGUGAUAUUUAAUAAUAAAAAAUUAAAGACCGAACAUAUAAAAAAGUAGUUGUUUUAGAACCUAAAAAAACGUGUCCUCUACUCUCAUUGAAAAAAAAUGCUCGUUUUUGGCACAAUUUUGCAAAAAAAACAACGUUGACGUUUGUGAUUAUAUUUUGCAUAAUUUUAAGUUUAUUUUUUGUAACGAUUUUUUUUCGUUUUUUCGAUUUUUUCGUAUUUUUUUCGUAUUUUUUCGUAAUUACCUAGUAUUGUCAUUGUGGUCGUGUCAAUCGUGCCAUAAUAUUGAAGCUUGCGUUUAAUUUUGUUGGCACAAGAUGUGUUGUAUUAUUUGAACGAUGACAAAAUGAAAGACAAUUUGUUAAUUUAAUAAGUAUUUCGUAAUUAAGAAUAUAAUAGCGUUUCCUUCUUUAGAUUCGUGUUAUAAGAAUUCAUGUUUCCACUUAAAUUUAAUUAGAAUAAAAAUCAUCAUUGAA
Messenger RNA from Spodoptera frugiperda (fall armyworm), 6323 nucleotides. Its product is annotated as pseudouridylate synthase RPUSD2-like. The record is from RefSeq and is a predicted model, not a curated record. The transcript has 15 exons. The coding region runs from base 482 to 2260 and encodes 592 amino acids. Lineage: Eukaryota; Metazoa; Arthropoda; Insecta; Lepidoptera; Noctuidae. Gene Ontology annotation, molecular function: RNA binding; pseudouridine synthase activity. Gene Ontology annotation, biological process: pseudouridine synthesis.